Messenger RNA from Gopherus evgoodei (Goodes thornscrub tortoise), 2680 nucleotides. It is a transcript of the gene ERICH2, whose product is annotated as glutamate rich 2. The record is from RefSeq and is a predicted model, not a curated record. The transcript is spliced from 10 exons. Lineage: Eukaryota; Metazoa; Chordata; Testudines; Testudinidae. The coding region runs from base 449 to 1162 and encodes 237 amino acids.
GCGGGCACCCUCGCUGCUUUGCCCCCUGAGACAAUCCGGGCCUGUCUGUCUGGGGGACCGGCUGCGAUCGAGCCCCGUCCCCAGGGGGCGCUCGCCGGCCGUUCGGAGGCUGCGGGCGGAGCAACACCGGCCCGGGCCCCUUGGUUCUGCCGGAGCGUUGCAGGCCGGGCCCUGUUCUUGGCCGUUCUUUGCCCUGGCGCCGCCGUUGCCAUGGUCACGCUCCGGCAGCCCGGCCUGGCUCCCGCGCUCUGGUUCUAGCAGGAGGGAGCCGGUCACCCCGCCAGCGACAUGAACAGGUAGCGGGUCCGCUGCUGCUUCCCCGGCGCCUUUCCGUGACGGGGGCGUGCGGCCCCUGCUUCUAAACACCCUGCUUUUGUCUCCAGGUGUGAGGUGGGCUCGGGCCCCGGGACUCCCAGGAACACAACCCCCAAGGUCUCUGGAAUGCUGGAUGUGGUUGGACCAGAUGGUAUUUGUUAUAGAUGGAUUUAUUCUAGAAGCCUGCUUGACAAUGUCAAGGCAGGACUGUUUAGAAAGAACAGAUGCCAUAAAGGACCAAAAGAAUGGACAAAAUGGCAGAUUACAUGUGUUUGGUCCAAAAAGCAGCAUGGAUGUGGACCAGAAUCUACAAAGAAAGUUUAUACUCCAACAAAACAAAUCUCAUUAUGUGCAGCUAAAUCAACUUUUGAAAAAUGACGAUAAAGAAAAAAAUUCCAGAAAUGUAGGAAAGCCAGUGAAUAAUGAACUCAGCACUGAAUUUCAGACAAACAGUAUUGAGGACCAUAAUAUUGAUGAGCAGCUAUCAGAAACUACAGAUGACGAUGAAAGCAGCAGUGAAAAUAGUGAAAAUGAAGAUAGAAAAAGAAAUGCACCAAUAGAGCUACUGGGAGAGUUCCUGAAAGCAAUUAUGGAUCAAGACUACAAUCUCUCAAAAAAACUUUGUCAGAUGAUUCUAAUCUAUGAACCAGAAAAUACUGAGGCUAAGCAGUUUCUUCCACUUCUUGAAGAAAAGUUGCUGAUAGAAAGUACACAGAAUUUUGGUAAUGAAGAGGGUGAAGAAACGGAUGAAGGAAGCAGUGAGGACAGUGAAGAGGAUACUAGCAGUUCAGAUAGCAGUGAUGAUGAAGGAGAAGAAAGUUCUGAUGAUUCUGAUGAAAAUGUAUAGCAGUUUGGUAAUUCUUCUAUACUCCCUAUAGCUUGAUUAUUUUGAUUCUUCUGUACAGUCACUUUUUAAACACCAUAUUAAAAUGCACUGUUUAAUCAUUAUAACUUUUCACCCUCUUAAACUGCUGCAUUCUUUUGCAUUUAGAUUGCCUCUCCACUCACACUUAGGCCAGCAUACCAGUGGUUCUCUACCAAGAGUACAUGUACCCCUGGGAGUACACAGAGGUCUUCUAGGGGGUACAUCAACUCAUCUAGACACUUGCCUAGUUUUACAACAGGCUACAUAAAAAGCACUAGCAAAGUCAAUGCAAAGUAAAAUUUCAUAAAGACAAAAUGAGAGAGCAAGUAAUUUUGCAGUAAUAGUGUGCUGUGACACUUUUGUAUUUUUAUGUGAUUAUGUAAGCAAAUAGUUUUUUAAAUGAGGUAAAACAAGUGAGGGUAAGCAAGACAAAUCCGACUCCUGAAAGGGGUACAGUAGUCUGGAAAAGUUGAGAACCACUGCAUCAGCCUAACCUUGUUCCAUAGCACAUUUGAUGGUAUAGACAGAAUUGAUCUCCUUAGACGUAACUCCUAAAAAAUGUUCCUGUUGGAGCAAUAAGGUAGAUGAAAAGCUAGGGUACCUGUCAUCAGUUGAGCAAAGACAUGAAUUUUUAUUGAGGAAUUUGGUGCUUUUAAAAUUCAUUGACACCAGUUCAGCCGGGGAAUAAAAUCUUCCUAAAUGAUUGUGCAGAGCAAAUGAUUUCACACAAUGCUGGUAAGACUCUGAAUGGAGUAAAAAGCCUCUUUAAAAUGUAAAGAUAAAUAUACAGCUUCUUGGAAGAAAUCAAACAAACAGGUUUUCAAACAAAUAUUUUGUGUUACAAAAUGUUGUCAUUAAACCAUAUCUUUGGAAAUACCUGCUAAAAUUCUGUUCAUGAAACCUGUCUCCUCCCACCUCACUCCCCCACAGUUUAACUUAGAUAAUUACAGUAACCCUGACAUAAGGGGGGUACAACUUCAGUGGAAGUUUCUUGGCCAGAUUUAGAGACAAAACUUACAUUACUGUUUAAGAUUUGUCAGGUAUAAAGUUAGCCAGAAAAUGUAUGUAAGUAAUAAAGCAGAAUAACUUGUACCAAUUUGGCAUUCAGCGGGUGUGCAAAGUGAGGAUAACAAACAUAUUCAGGUGGCAUGGAAUGCAGCAGGAAAAGCAGACAGCAUGUGUGAAAAAAUGUAUUCAAGACUUGGGACUGAACACUAUUAUGUUUUCUGUAGUCUAAUCAUGAAAAACAUUAAUAUUUUUAAUACAGUAUUCUGGUGUGCAGAAGACAUGUCACAGUAAACAUGUAACCAUCUUUUGUUUCAUGCACCAGUAUACUUAAGUAUAGUGUUGCUUUUUCGCUCUUAACAUUUCAGGACCCCUUGUUAAUGUCAAUAGCUAUAUGACACCGUAGUUCUUGUUGUAGUGCUUAAUUGUUACUUGCUUUCUCUUCAGUGUAACAAAUGUGUUGGUUAAUGAAGUCAUUAAAUAUAACAGAAUACA